AUGUCGCUCUCGGGCCUUCGCAAGCAAUUCAACAAAGCAAAUCAGUAUCUAAGUGAAACGAUGGGCGCCGCAGAGGCGACAAAACUCGAUGAUACGUUCAACGAAAUGGAGAGGAAAAUUGAUGCCACUUACUCGUUGAUCACUGACAUUGUCGCUGGAACGAAUGAAUAUUUACAGCCGAAUCCGGCUACUCGAGCUAAAAUGGCCACGAUGGGAGCUGUGUCGAAAUUGAGGGGAACGACGAAAACGUCUCCAUAUCCACAAACAGAGGGAAUGCUAGCUGAAACGAUGGUCAAAUAUGGAAAAGCGCUUGGAGAUGAGAGUCAUUUGGGAAGAGCCCUUGUCGACUCAUCGGAAGCCUAUCGACAGAUGGCUGACAUCAAAUAUCAAAUGGAAGAGGUCGUGAAGCAUAAUUUCCUCGAUCCACUCACACAACUACAGAACAAUGAACUGAAAGAUGUCAAUCACCACCGAACGAAGCUGAAGGGUCGUCGCUUAGAUUACGAUUGCAAGAAAAGAAAAGGCACAAGAGAUGACGAGCUGAUCCAAGCCGAGGAAAAGUUGGAAGAAUCGAAGAAAUUGGCUGAAAUGGCCAUGCACAAUGUGCUGAUCAAUGAUGUGGAGCAAAUCUCUCAACUAUCAGCUCUUGUCGAGGCGCAACUCGACUUCCAUCGACAAACUGCUCAAAUACUCGAGACAUUGCAUGGAGCGUUGAGGCAAAGGGUAAACGAAGCAUCGAUGCAACUCCGAAGUGAGCACGUGCCGCGACCCGUUCUCAACGAUCGAACACCAAGAUCAAGAUCUCCAAUCGAUUCGAUGUCCUCCGGUUUCUCAGCCCAACAAGCCCCACCCCCGUACACGCCAUCGCCAUCACAUUCGGUGAAUGGCGGAGGAGCUGGCCCACUUCCACCAAAAGCUGCACCCAGUCCAUCCUCGAAACCCUCAGCCAGAGCACUCUUCGAUUUCACCGCCGAAAACGAAGGAGAAUUGGAGCUAAAAGAGGGACAGAUCGUCGAGCUUGUCGCACAAAUCGACGAGAACUGGUUCGAGGGGAAAGUCAACGGGAAAUCCGGCCUUUUCCCAAUCUCAUACGUUCAAGUGGUCGUCCCGAUAAAA
Mesorhabditis belari is the source of this 1116-nucleotide messenger RNA. NCBI's taxonomy places the organism in Eukaryota, Metazoa, Nematoda, Chromadorea, Rhabditida, Rhabditidae. The record is from the annotation of a GenBank genome assembly.